This is a messenger RNA of Leptinotarsa decemlineata (Colorado potato beetle), 3225 nucleotides long. Its product is annotated as ATP-binding cassette sub-family G member 1. Gene Ontology annotation, cellular component: plasma membrane. The record is from RefSeq and is a predicted model, not a curated record. NCBI's taxonomy places the organism in Eukaryota, Metazoa, Arthropoda, Insecta, Coleoptera, Chrysomelidae. Gene Ontology annotation, biological process: transmembrane transport. Gene Ontology annotation, molecular function: ATP binding; ABC-type transporter activity; ATP hydrolysis activity.
UGGUCUGGACAGCUCUUCUUGUACCCAGUGUGUAUCUCUUUUCAAAAAACUUGCCCAAGAAGGACGGACAAUCGUAGCCACUGUACACCAACCAUCCGCACUUCUGUUUGAAAUGUUCGACAAGUUGUAUGCUUUAUCAGAAGGAAAAUGUAUAUACGACGGAAGUACCAGUAAUUUAGUGAAUUAUUUAGCGAAUCAAAAUCUUCGAUGUCCACCAUAUCACAAUCCUGCAGAUUAUUUGAUGGAAGUUGCGAUGGGAGAACACGGGGCAGAUAUCAACGCUUUGGCAGAAACCUCAAAACUCGACCAAUCCGCUAGUAUUGAAUAUAAUAAUCAUAAGGAAAAAGAACACCUCUCUUCCGACUUGUUCGCUAAGAAGAAAAAAGGACUACCUUUGGAUGUUCCAAAUAUUGUACCUGCAGCAGUUAUUAUGCAAUUUUUACUACUUUACAAGAGGAAUUUAUUAACAACCACAAGAUCUUGGAGUGCACCGGUAAAUAGGAUUGUAGCGCAUAUAGUAAUCGGCUUUAUUUUUGGAUACCUUUAUAAGAAUGUUGGCAAUGCGGCAGAACAUAUUUUGGCCAAUUACAUUUAUUUAUAUGGUUCUCUACUUCUUACGGUCUAUACUGGAGAAAUGCCGGUCACCUUGUCUUUUCCGUUAGAAAUGAAGAUUUUAACCAGGGAGCAUUUUAACCGAUGGUACAAAUUGACUCCCUACCUGUUGUCUGUGAUAUUGAUUGAAAUACCUUUCCAAGUGAUUUGUACAUGGACCUACAUUGCAAUUUCUUACUGGCUAACUGAUCAACCUUUGGACUUCAGGAUAUUUUUGUUUGUACUAUUCGUUACAGCAUGUUCUCUAUGUGCUCAGUCCAUGGGAUAUUUCAUAGGGUCAACAACACCAGUCAAAGCAGCAGUAUUCGUUGCCCCGGUUUUGGCAUGCUUCCUGUCAGUGUUUGGCUUCUGCAUUCGAGAAUUGGACACCCCUGUACACUUCAAAUGGAUAUUCACUCUCAGCUACUAUAGGGCAGCCUUUCAGAGCGUCGUUUUCUCCGUGUACGGCCUCAACAGACAGAAACUUCCCUGUGCGGAUACCAGCGAAUAUUGCCACUAUGAGGAACCUAUGAAGUUUCUUGUUGAAAUGGAUAUUGUUGACAUCGAUUUGGUUUCCAAUUUCUCAUUGAUUGUAUUGAUGUGGUGUGUAAUGCACGCUGCUACAUAUUUAACGCUGUGGAUAAAAUUGAACAAGCGAUAAGGCUUGGCUUUUGCUUAGAAUUGAGUUGAUUUUCAUAAAUGUUUAUUUAUCACCACGAAGGAAAAGUUAAGUUUCUCACAAGUCAAGGUCGUGAAACGAAAUUUAUCUAACAUUUUCAAAAUUCACCCAGUUACCUAUUGAAUAUAAAAGUCAGCAAUGUCUAUUUAGCGAAGAUAUUGAAAAAAUUCUCACUACAAUAAUGAUAAAUUAUUCAACAAGUUUGUGAACAAAAUCAUUCGAGCUGGUACUGACCAUUUCUCCCGUGUUGAAUACAAUACUUUUUCUGUGACAGUUAUUUUUUGAAAUCUUAUAAAGAAGCAGUCUGAAAAAGCAUUUUAAAUUAUUUUCUACUUUUGUUAUUUCAUUCAAUUGUGAAAAAUUACGUGGUUUAAACAAAAUUGAAACUGCAGUCAGCGUGAAUUGCACACACGAUCAAUGUUUCACAAGCCUAGAGUUCGAGCACUGCUGUACCAAGCUUACGGAAAGGCGUUUUUUUUACCAGAAUUGAUUAGUGUAUUUCUGUAUGAUAAAUCUAAUUCAUCGGGCUUUUCAAAUGGUGUUUGAAUUACAAAAACAUAUAAUAUUGUUUUAGAUGAAAAUAAGAGUUGUGAGAGUUGUGAAACAAUCAAUUGGAAUGAGUAAAAUGUGAUAAUUUGCCUUUCAGAACUUUUGAAUUCAUUUAAGUAUGAAACAUUUUUUCGCGCUCAGAAGCGAUAAUUCUGUGACAUGGUCUUAUCCAUUGGCCUCCUGGUCUUUCUCUUCCUGAUCAAUUUUUUUCUGUUUUAUCAUUUGAAUGAAUAAAUUGAUAAGAAAUGAUUAUGUGCUGAUAGAAACACUCACUACAAAAAGUAACGAAAACAUUGGAAGCUAUCGAUGACAGAACUGUACUGAAAAGUGUUCAAACAGUUGAACAACGGACACAAAAAUGUAAGUGGUCCCUUUACAGAACAUUUCAUAGAAAUAAUUUUACUCAAUAAAUAAAAAUGCGUUAAUCAAAAUAGACAUGCAAUAUUCUCUUUGUUUUGAAAAAUAUUAGUACAGAUAUUAGACAUAUUAUGUGAUAGUAUUGGAUAAAUAUCGUAAUAGUAUAAGCUACCCGACCAAAGACGUUUCUCUCAGGUUCUAAACUGAAUUUGUUCAACUAUGAAAACACUUGAUUAGGAAAAUUUUUCACAGAAUAUAUGAAAGUCUUCAGAGCCAUCUGUAUGAAAAUAAAAUAGAAAAUUAUGAAAAUAUGUAUAACAUUAUUAAAAUAAACAUCACAAUAUUGCUUUGAUUCGUGAAUUAAAAGAAUUUCACAUAUCAUUGAAGUAAAAUUUCUUGAAUAUUGUUUUUUUUGCAACGAGUUUGAAAGUAUAUAACAUUAUAAUAUGCAAAUAAUUGAAAGUGAUAUGUGUGAUCCAAAAGUACGUUGAGUUUCAUAUACUUUAUACAUACUUUAAAAUUAAAUUCACAGAAUUAUUACUUCAAGAGAAAAGAAUGCUCUAUCUAUUCAACAGUUGCUAUUUUCGCAUAAGUAUAAUGAAAUAAACCUUUACUUGCAUGAAAUAAACAACUUUUCAUAACCCCAAAUAUGAACAAAGAACGUUGAAGUCCAUAUGAAACUGAAAUGUAUAGCUAACAGUAUUUGCAGCUUGGAACAAUUCGUAUUUCUUGCCUUAUUUUACUUCUUACUGAUAUCAGUUAUGGGUGUACUUCUAUUACAGUUAUGUAAAUCAUAUUUUUAGUAACAUGUUUUUUGUGUUUGUGUAAAUAUGUAAAAUCAAUUUCACUAUAUUGCUGUACCUACUAAUGAUUAAUUGGAAUUGCUGAAGUAAUAAUUCUUUACUAGGUACAUAUUUUUUAUUUAGUCUAUAGAUGCUGUUCAUUUUUCAUUAUUUUUAUUUAUAUAUUUAUCUUACAUGCAUAAUACUUAUGUUUUUUUUCUGCUAGUCAUAGUAUGUAAUAAAGUAGAAAGGUGGAUUGAACAAUUA